UCACAUGCACAUCACGCCGCCAACAAUUUUAUCUAGAUAGUCGCCGGGUUUAAUGCCGAACAAUUGCCCAUCGUUUGACGCCUGUUUGAAAGUAAUAAAACAAAUUACAGAUUCCUAAAUAUAAUUUCAAAUAUGUAUCUGGGAUCGACUCUCGCCGAUGCCAUGUUGACGAUAUCAAAUUUCAGUUUAACAUAAGCUCUAAAAGUCGAUGUAUGCAGGAUUAAUUUUCAUUCUCAGGAUACUUUCGCCAAAGAAAUGAGGUCAUGAUACCCACAGCUGCCUGUUCAGAACAUGGUACAAUAAAUUGAAAUUCUGUUGUAGAGGCCGUGCUCCAUUGAAGGCUUGGAGAUCUCAAAUCUUGGUUAAGGUUUUGAAGAAUAAUUUGCAAAGAUGCAGUCUGUGGACCACACUCCAAACCAUGAUUAGCACAGAAAAGAUGGAAAUCUUCCUAGAAACGGGGCAUUGUCAUCUCAGUAUUCAGAUCUAGAAAUGCAAAAGUAACACAGAUCUUAACUGCUAACCAGUAUCUGUCUUUUAUAUUUAAAACGUGAAUGAUUACAAGAUUGUGUUUCUUGAAAUAAAAAUAACUCAAAUCACGUGAAACCAUUUUUGAUGCCAAUACCUAUUGAAUGUUCUCACUGUAAGGCUCUUUCAUUGGGUAGGUUAACACGGACUAAGAUUUUUUCAGUAAACUUUUGAAGGACAAUGGGAAUCCAUGGCUGUUUACUACACAACUUGGCAUGAUAUUUACCUUGUGAAGGAGUACACAAAUUGUUGCUUAAUCCGAAACAGAAGUUCACUGUAGACAUGGAAGACCCGAUCAAAAAAUCAAGUUCAAGCAGGACUUUGGAGCUGAGCAAUAUGAAAGGGAAGAAAGGGGCACCUCAUAGGUCUUCCUUUAUAGCAUCAGUUCCAAAGGCUCUUUUACAAAAUACUAUUGCUCCUAUUGUUAAGUUGAAGGAGGUUAAAAUAACUAGAGAAUCUUCAAGUCAUUUAUUGUUCUUUCUACUCAAAACUGUGGCAUUAGAGGUGGUAAGAAGGGUCUCCAAAAGAAGGUUUCCACUAUUAUGGAAUAGCAUACAGGGAAUCUGCUUGCUUAAUUACCCGCCAUUCAGCUGGUUGCAGAAAUGGAUGCCAUUCAGGCAUCUUGGAAAGGGUGCACAGGAAUUUACAGGACCAUUGUUAUGUCUGUCAAUUGCUACAGCUUUUGUAGGUUCGCCUGAGGAGCUGGAGCACUCUACAGAAACACAAGCUGAUAAUUCGACAGCUUCAGAUUCAGUUUGUACAGAACAAAUAGAUGUUGGUGAAAGGGACCAGAUGGAAAUUGUGGAAAAUGUGAAGCAACGCAAUAUCUUGCAAAAACUGAAGGAGGAAUUGGAGAAACAGGGUAUUGAAUUGCCUGAAAGGAUAAAGGAUGAUGAACUAGAAAGGUUCUAUAUUGCAGCAGGUGGUGACUUUUCUAUGUUAUUGUCAUCAGUUAAGAAAACCAUACGGUGGCGGGAAACAUACUACAUUCUCACACCACAAGAGUUAGAUGGCUGGUCAGACUUGGUAUUUUGGCAUGGUUAUGACAUUCAAUUCAGACCGUGUCUUCUUAUUCGCCUUGGCCUUGCUUGCUCUUGUUUGCAACCGGAUGCACGAGCACGCUUUUCUCAGGCAGUUGUUUCCCAGGUAGAGUAUGGAAUCUUGAAUUUACUAAAUUUGGAGGAUCCAAGGAUUACAGUUCUGAUGGACUGUGAAGGGAUAUCUACUUUAAGAUUUCCAAUGCAUAUGGUGAAGUCUUGCUCUAAUCUUCUACAAAAUCAUUAUCCAUCUCGCCUUGCUGCCUUAUAUGUGACUAAUCUUUCUCCUAUUGUGCGAGUCAUUGCACAAACUCUUAUUCAGGUUUUGAAGCCUGUUACACGUGAGAAGCUACAUAUUCUUGGAGACAACUACCCAAGGAUACUUUCUGAAUAUCUUGAGUUAGUCCCCUCCUUUUUAGGUGGUGAUUGUAAAUGUACCAGCUGUACCAGGGUCCGCUUUAAUGAUGACAUGGAUAUUGUUAUGAACAGUAAAUCAUCGCUUCACGGAAAUGAUGAAAUGGACAUUGAAGGGACUUCCUAUGACAAUGAAACCUCACAAGAUGUUGGCAGUCACGUUUUAAGGGCAAUCAUAGUGGCUCUCCUAAUGUUUUGGGUAUUGGUUGCCACACUUGCAGGAUUUUAUGAAUCCGACCAACAGAAUCCUUCAACUUGAUAACAUCCAUCCAACCAUUGCAAGUUUAAAUUAGUUUCAGUAUGCUUUUCAGGAUGUUAAAUCUCAAGGCCAACUGUUAAAGAGAGGUCCAGAUCUCACAAAUAUCAGCCAUAAAGUCCUACUCUUUCCAAGCUUAUUCUGUUGUCAUCUUUAAUUAGCAAUUUGAGGUUUGGAAGCAUUAUUUGUUCCUACCAAUGCUGCCAUGUUAAGGCACGCUGUCAAGUUUGGUGGCAUUUAUGGUAACAAAUUACACCAUGUGAGAAGUUUAUUCUUUUUUAUUUUUGAUAUAUUGCCAAUAAUGAAUCUCGUACUAUCACUUAGACAAGAACAUAAAACUUGCUUUGAACAGAAAAAUUCUGUAUGGAGUGAGGUUGUUGUUCACUUAGACUGAAAUUUUGCAAAUUAGUUGAUCAGGGUAAUGAGUAGGCUGUUAUAUGCAAAUUUGGCCACAAUAAGCAAGCAGCCUUGUGGGUAAGAGGAGAGGAAUAUCAGAAAAGAAUAGUAAACUUUGGUACUCCUGCUUGGAAGGAUUUUAAUUUUGAGUUUGCAAGGCUGAUUCCAUUCAUGAUGAAAAGAAUAGGCUACGAACUUGUUAAAAAACAUGCGCCAGGUAUGCUUAAGCUCCUUUUGUCCUUAAGCCUGUUGUGGAAACUUGUGUUUGAGCUUGAAGUUCAAUUUUGUUAUAUAACUAUGUGCGAAAUAAAUUUUUACUACAUUUUUAUUUGAUCGUGAAAA
Molecule: messenger RNA, 2970 nt
Organism: Cryptomeria japonica (Japanese cedar)
Lineage: Eukaryota; Viridiplantae; Streptophyta; Pinopsida; Cupressales; Cupressaceae
Exons: 8
Coding region: 808-2235 (475 amino acids)
Source: RefSeq, a predicted model, not a curated record